Mesoplodon densirostris (Blainville's beaked whale) is the source of this 1356-nucleotide messenger RNA. It is a transcript of the gene SVOPL, whose product is annotated as SVOP like. The record is from RefSeq and is a predicted model, not a curated record. Lineage: Eukaryota; Metazoa; Chordata; Mammalia; Artiodactyla; Ziphiidae.
AUGGCAGCCAAACGGACAGAGCUGGUCACCAUCAUUAGCCUUUGGGAGUUGAACCUGGGGACCCCAGAGCCACAGCCAAAAGACUCAAAGACAUUCACCAUGGAGGACGCCGUGGAGACCAUUGGAUUCGGACAUUUCCACAUUGCCCUCUUUCUGAUCAUGGGCAGCAUGGGAGUUGCUGAGGCCAUGGAGAUCAUGUUAAUAGCGGUUGUGUCUCCUGUCAUCUGCUGUGAAUGGCAGCUGGAGAACUGGCAGGUGGCGUUAGUGACCACGAUGGUGUUUUUUGGCUACAUGGUAUUCAGCAUCCUCUUUGGCCUCUUGGCUGACAGAUAUGGCCGCUGGAAGAUUUUGCUCAUCUCGUUGCUGUGGGGAGUCUACUUCUUGCUGACCCCAUUCUCUCCCUCGUACAUCUGGUUUGUCUUCCUGCGGACGAUGGUGGUCUGUGGCGUGUCUGGCCAUGCCCAAAGUCUACUCAUAAAGACUGAAGUUUUGCCUACAAAAUAUCAAGGCUAUAUGCUCUAUGCUCCCCUUGUCUCAGAACAGACAGAAGAAAAGAUAGUAAGAAAACAUCAAGCAAAAGUAAAAACCCUCCAUAGCUUCAUGGCGUCCGAAAGGCAGAAUUCUAAAGAUGAUGCCCAAGAGUUCCAACACCUGGGGAUUCAAUCAAACACUAAUUUGGAUGUAGAUGUGAAGGGACUGUGGAUGCUGGGCAUCUCUUUCGCCUACUACGGGGUCAUCCUGGCCAGUGCGGAGCUGCUGGAGCGGGACCUGGCCUGUGGCUCGCGGCCAGAGUCUGAGGCGGUGACCGUAGGGGUCUCGGAGGAGAGCCAGAGCCCCUGCCACUGCCAGGUGUGCCCUUCCGACUACCAGACCAUGAUUAUCAGCACCAUUGGUGAAAUUGCUCUGAAUUCUUUAAAUAUCCUGGGCAUGGAUUUCCUGGGAAGACGGCUGAGCCUUUCUAUUACCGAGGGAUGCACAGCUUUAUUCUUUCUUCUCCUCAGUAUUUGCACUUCAAGUGCCGGCCUCAUCGGCGUCCUCUUCAUGCUGAGGGCUUUGGUGGCGUCCAACUUCAACACCAUCUGUAUUUACACCGAUGAGGUCUACCCCACAAUGACGCACACUUUGGGGAUGGGGACCAGUGGCUCCCUGUGUCGCAUUGGUGCGAUGGUGGCGCCAUUUAUAUCCUAGGUUCUCAUGAGUGCAUCAUUUCUGGGAGCCUUGUGUCUUUUCUCAUCUGUCUGUGUUGUGUGUGCCAUUUCUGCAUUUACUCUCCCUAUUGAGACCAAAGGAUGGGCCCUACAGCUGCCUGUGGUAGGACUGGAGGCAAAAAAUGCCCCAGUUGUCAUCCAAUACUAA